AUGCGCUCCGGAGAUCUUGAGGCUGGCGGGCCACCACAACACCAACAGCUACAACAGCAGCAAGACCCCCCUCAGGCCGUGGCUUCUGGGAUUUUCCAAAUCAACACCGCCGUGUCUUCCUUUUCUCGCCUUGUCAAUUCCCUUGGCACUCCCAAGGACACUCUCGAACUCCGUGACCGGCUGCACAAGGCAAGGUUACACAUUGGGGAGUUGGUGAGAGAUACUUCAGCUAAACUUAAACAGGCUAGUGGAACUGACCAGCAUUUGGAAGUUAGUGCAGCCAAGAAGAUCACUGAUGCUAAGCUUGCAAAAGAUUUCCAGUUGGUUCUUAAGGAAUUUCAGAAGGUUCAAAAGCUUGCAGUUGAGAGGGAAGUAACGUAUGCUCCUUUUGUCCCCAAAGAAGGUCUUCCAUCAAGUUCUGAUGCCCAUGAGCGGGAGGAUACAAGUUCAUCUCGGUCUCCUGAACGACGGGCUCUUAUUCUAGAAUCUAAAAGGCAAUUCCAAAAACCGUAUCACUCAAACAAAUUGCAGAGCUUGCCUAGCAUACAAGUGAAGAAUUUGAGACAAGAUCAGGUCGUACUGGUGGAUGAGAUUAUACUUAAUGAAGCCAUUAUAGAAGAAACAGAGCAGGGGAUCACAGAAAUUCAGCAACAGUUAAUUGAGAUAAAUGAGAUUUUGAAGGAUCUCGCGUUCCUGGCCCUGAACAAUGAUUGAUAAAUAAUCAUACAGUCCAAUCAUUUGGAGCUGGCAUCCUCUUUCUGAGGUUUUCUCGCAAAUGACGUAAAAUUGUCAUGGAUUUCAUUAUACUGUCAACAAAAUCUGGAACUUCUGCAUCUCCUGCUCAUUUGUGUGUAAGUGAGUGUUUUCAUAUGUUCAUUGUUGUAGCAAGACUCCUAGAGUACUUAAUGUCUUCUGUUUCAAACUUUGGUGCAGC
Molecule: messenger RNA, 934 nt
Organism: Juglans microcarpa x Juglans regia
Lineage: Eukaryota; Viridiplantae; Streptophyta; Magnoliopsida; Fagales; Juglandaceae
Product: syntaxin-22-like
Exons: 7
Coding region: 1-714 (237 amino acids)
Biological process (GO): intracellular protein transport; vesicle fusion; vesicle-mediated transport
Cellular component (GO): endomembrane system; SNARE complex; membrane
Molecular function (GO): SNARE binding; SNAP receptor activity
Source: RefSeq, a predicted model, not a curated record